CUUAUACUUUGCAGCAUAACAAAAUUUAAAGAAACAAAGAGAAAAAGUGUUUGGUUCAUCCUUCUUCUUAGAGAAGUACAUAUUUUUCACUUCAUCAUGUCACCUGCGAAGCUGUUCUGUCUCUUGGUCUCGUGCAUUGUCCUUUUUGUCAACUACAACAAUAGUGGCUUUGUGACCGCAACAAAUAGCAUUGGCUUGAACUACGGCCUCCUUGGAAAUAACCUCCCGUCUCCGCCCAAUGUUCUCAACCUUUUCAAAUCCAUAGGCGUUACUAAAAUCCGAAUCUUCGACCCAGACACUACGGUCCUCAACGCCUUACGCGGCCGCCGCGACUUUCAAGUCAUGGUUGGCGUUAGGAACGAGGAUUUGGCUCCUCUUCACCUCAGCGAAGAAGCUGUAAGGAGAUGGUUCGAUACCUACAUCACGCCUUAUUUAAGUGAUGUCAAGAUUGCAUACAUUACUGUCGGUAAUGAAGUCAUCCCCAGAGAUAUCGGUAUAUAUGUUCAUCCAGUCAUGCAGUCUCUCACCAACCUCGUCAAGUUGAGGAAUCUUCCAAUCUUAGUAAGCACCGUGGUGGCUAUGGACAACCUCGAUGUAUCAUUCCCACCUUCUAACGGAACGUUCAAACCCGAAGCACGUAAACAACUUGUUCCCGUUCUGCAACUAUUGUCCCAAACAAAGACGCCCAUACUUGUGAACAUUUAUCCUUAUUUUGCUUACGCGGAGGAAAAAAACAAUAUCCUUUUGGAGUAUGCCACCUUCACCGCUAGGAGAGUCGUGGUCCAAGAUGGACCAUUGGGAUAUUCGAACUUGUUUGAUGCCAUGUUUGACGCAUUUGUGUCGGCGAUGGAGAAGGAAAGAAUGGGUGAUUUACCCAUGGUGGUAACAGAGACCGGAUGGCCAUCCGCGGGGAAUGGAGACAAAACCACACGGGAGAUCGCGGGUACCUACAAUAGAAAUUUUGUGACUCAUAUAAGAAGUGGAAGAGGGACGCCUAGGAGACCCAAUAAUGGUAUGGACGGAUAUAUAUUUGCAACGUUCAACGAGAAUAUGAAGGGGGGCACCCCAGAUGAGCAACAUUUUGGCUUGUACAAUCCUACCGAUAUGAAGCCUAUCUACAAGCUAUUUUAAAGUGUGACAAGUUUCUUACACUUUCCGGAUUCACACUACUAGUACAUGUUAUAAGCAACUAGUUGUCUAUGAGAUGAUGAGAUCUCUCGCAUAGUAUCUUAGUUGACUUUGUAACACAUCUAUCUAUGUAGUAUUUUAAAAUCAGUAUUUCGAUGGUUUAAUAAAUGAACGUAUGUUGUUUCUUCA
Messenger RNA from Capsella rubella, 1317 nucleotides. RefSeq names its product probable glucan endo-1,3-beta-glucosidase BG4. NCBI's taxonomy places the organism in Eukaryota, Viridiplantae, Streptophyta, Magnoliopsida, Brassicales, Brassicaceae. Gene Ontology annotation, molecular function: hydrolase activity, hydrolyzing O-glycosyl compounds. Gene Ontology annotation, biological process: carbohydrate metabolic process. The transcript has a single exon. The record is from RefSeq and is a predicted model, not a curated record. Gene Ontology annotation, cellular component: plasma membrane. Bases 97 to 1131 code for a protein of 344 amino acids.